CACAGCAGGCGGUCGACCAUACGCACGCACGCUGCGUGUCGAAUAGGACUAGCAGAGGAGAAAUCGCCGUUUUAAAACUCGUACAAUGUGACACAUGUGAUUUGGAUGAACACGUAUUAAAAUCUCGAGGUCACACAAAUAUCAACCCUGGCACCGAUAAUGAAGAAGCCGGGAGCCGGCUCUAGCAAGAGCGGGCUGGGUUCCAUCGGCAAAAGUGGAUUUGGUAGUGGAAAGAGCGGAGUCACUUCAGGCAAGGGCAGUGUAAUGGGCUCUUCUAGCAAAACUGGGAGUUACACCGCCAAAAGUCUUACUUCUACUACUAAAAGCCCCAAAAGCCCCGCAAGUCCUAUAAGUAAGAGCAGCGGGACAUCAAUAUCGAAAAGCGCUAGCCCUAAAACAUCGAAAUCAUUCGAUUUCUCACCAAGUAAAUCAAAGCCCCUCAUCCCGUCAUCACCAAAAAGCUACCCGUCGUCUUCUUCGUAUAACGUAUACGGAACACCUAAAAGUGGAAAAUCGACGACCUUUGGCAUUAUAUGGAUUCCAACCGGCAAACGCAACAAAAAGAAGGACAUUGUGCUCAACUACAAUAAUGACGAUCGACGACGCGAGAGGUCGCCAUCUUUUUACAAAUUCAUGUCUGGUGAUUCUCAUGACACAACUCACAAGAAGACAGAUGAGACGGGCCCAUUAGUUGGUCCGGAUCACAAGUUACCCACAGCUGCAUUAGCUGCUACAGAAACGGCGGUGGCAGCGAAUAUUACAGCUUCCAACUUAGAUGAGAAACAGCAUCUAAUAAAUCAAGACAAUGAUGAAACUAAAGAGGCAGCCGGUGAUGCUAAGGGCAAUGAAGACACUGAUGACGAUAAAGACUAUUUAAGCAACGAGGAACCCAUUAGACAUAAAUUGCCAGACACCUCUGAACCGGACAGUGUGUACCUCCGGCCCCCACCUCCGCACAAAGCUCGCUCAACCACCUCUACGCCUGAAGAAGAUAGCUGUGGCAUUAAGUGUCUGUAUUAUACUCUGCAAUGCUGUGAUUGUGUUCUUAUGUAAGCUGCCAUGCAUUUUAGAGGUAGGUAUGUUUUUAAAGGCCUGGAGCCAAUAGGAAUGUCAGUGUUGCAAUUUUCAUUGAAUCUCUCAAGGAAAUGAUUAAUUUAUACAUAAAUAUAGCUGGAGCAAUCUAUGGCAUGAAUUGCAAGAUAUCAUUGUAAUAUGAUCAUGGUUCAGGAGCUGAUAAAUUAAUUCUAGAAAGUAGAAGUUGUUGAAGAGAUUUAUCUCUUUGGAUUUUAGUAUCUUUUUAAUUUUAUAUCAAAGAUUCACACACUCAAGACUGACAAUUUAAUAACUUGAAACUUUAAAAACAUGCUAUUCUGGUAUUUAUCGUUCAGUAUGCCAUAUUGGCGAUAUUGCAUAUUGCUACUGCAACUAUUUUUUCUGCAACAUGUGAUAGGGGCAGGGAGUUUUUCUCACUUUUGUAUAUUAUUUUAUCAAUUUAUCACGGCGCCCUAUUGAUUCCCAAAGUAAAAUGAUGCCGAAAAUUGUCUGCUAAAUGAUAAUUGAUCACAUUCCAAACAUGCAGUUAGUUUGUAUGAGCAUUUAUGCUUUUAUAAAAUGUAACCUUAAUGCCAUUUGAAAAGACAAGAAAGUAAAAAAAAAAGCUUACAAAUGAAGAAAUUUCGUGCUGAAAGUUUAUUCUUGUGAUUAAAUUUCCCAGUAGAUAAUGUUGUACAAUCUGUAAGGCUGCUUUAGGUUUUAGUUUAUAAAAUAAGCCUUUAUAAGCGAGAGGGAAUAUAUUUCCCACAUGAUUUUGAACUUUGUUUCAAUGUGACAGGGUUCAAUUUUGCAUAAUUUCUGACAACCUUAUGCCUUAUAUAGGGGUUGAGAAACAAUAUUCCUAAACAUUUGUGAUAAUGACAAAUCAGAUUUAUUUUUUAUAAAUUCAUGUUUUGACUUCGCAUGAGACCUUUAUAUUAUACUUAAGGUUAAGUAAACAUAAGAUGGAAUUACCUACGAACACCAUUGUAUGGUGCUAUUUUUGGGUCCUUAUGAGUAAUGGUGUAAAUCUAUUACUGUAUGAGGAGCUUUCAGAAUCAUUAGUUUACCAGACUGUAAACGCCUCUGAGCUUUAUAUCGUCUAUACAAUAAUUGUUAUGUUAGUUUAAAUGUGGACCAUUUGAUACAGAAGACUGCCGUAGGGCACAUUUACAUAAGGCUUAUAUUAGAAGCACAGUCAGUAUUACUUACUGCGGCGUUGCGAUAUCGUUACUUGUUUGCAGGGAGGUCAGUUAUCUAUGCAGCUUACUGUUAGUUUGACGUUGACUGACAGUGGCUUACCGUGAGCAAAGAUUCAUUGAUUGUAUUAGAUGUGUAAUGUCAUGUCUAAGAAAAAAUCGUACUCAUGAGGCCUAGGUAAUAUAAUACAAGCUAAUACUCUCAAUGUUUUUACAUACAAAAUCACUAAUAGUAUAUUAUCUUGUAUUUAAUUCUCAUUCGUUGUCUUUACUACUAAUAUAAUACCAAUGGUCUUUACUGUGAGCCACAAACUGAGCCUGAUGUGAAUGUGCGUUAGAUUAGAAGUCUUCAUUUGUACAAAAAAAGAUGAAUAUAUAUGUUUUGAGUAUAUAUGUACACACUUUUGUACUGCCAGUAAAUAAACUGUUUACCUGAUGAUGUGUAAAAGAUAUUUUAGUAUAAAUAAAUAAAAAUAUGCG
Cydia strobilella is the source of this 2711-nucleotide messenger RNA. RefSeq lists its product as uncharacterized. The transcript is spliced from 4 exons. The coding region runs from base 160 to 1053 and encodes 297 amino acids. Lineage: Eukaryota; Metazoa; Arthropoda; Insecta; Lepidoptera; Tortricidae. The record is from RefSeq and is a predicted model, not a curated record.